AAAUGUAGUGAUUAUACAUAUGCCUGUUGGGCUCCUUUUGGUUGAUCAGUUAGAAAAUUUGAAAAGAACUUUACUAUAAAAAAGAGCUUUACUGAUAUUUGGUGAAGAAGAAAAAGCGAUUCCAAGUUGGGCAUCUUGUUCCAAAUCAUCAAAGUGUUACUGUAUUACACAUUGCACCAUACACAGAAUAUCCCAAAUCACAAGUCAGGUACACUCACUUCCCAAGUUCUUUGGCCACUUCUCAAACUUUGUGCUAUAAUCAUCAUCAUCAUCUAAGCCUUAUCCCAAUUAAUUGGGGUCAGCUAGAUGAAUCCUGUUCUGCCAUGCCACCCUACGGGCCAUACCUUCAGUUAGACUGAUUAUACCCCAAACACUUUGUGAUAUAAGUUUUAAAUUAAUAUCAGCAUAAGUAUAUAUAGCUGAAUAAUAAAAAUCCCUGCAAGCAAAGGAAAAGGUGAAUUAUGGCUGUCUUAAUGAACUGAGACAGAACCUUUGCAUUGCUCAUUUCACUAAGAAAAAAGAAGAUAAAUUUCUUUCAAUUAUUUGGAAAUUGAUGGUAUAGGUUGACCGCUUCUAAGGAACUGUUGGUAGCUGCAAAAGUUCUACAGUUGGUGAUUGUCGUUCAAUUUUCUCAAUCUUCUUGUGGAGGAGCUUAUUUAGUAUGACGAUGUAUUUGUAGGUGACAUCCCUUCCAAGGAGCAAGUAUGAAGAAGAUGUUUAUAUCAAUAACCACACAACUGUUUGGGGUUCAUGGUGGAAGGAUCAUCAAUGGGGCUACAAAUGCUACAAGCAAAUUAUCCGGAACAGCUACUAGUACUCGGGCUUGGAGAUGCCAGUGUUGUGGAGAAGCCAGCAACAGUGGAAGAGAAAAGGCUUGCUACAUGGGGAACUGAUGUUCCUGAGGAUUUGGUUCUCGACCAGAAGCUACUUGUUGAAGCCCUCAAGAAGGUAAUUUUUGCUAUCUGCCUGACAUGUGAUGAUGCAAUGUACAAAAUGUGGAUUUGCAGUCAAGAACAUAUCAGGGUCAGCUUGGCUCUAUCAGUUUUUUUUUUUUUUUAAUAAAGAAAGUAAACUUGUCUUGGCUCUAUGGAAACUGUGGUUGAAGUUGUAAUUUUGUUUCUUAAAUUCAAUUGAGCACUUGAAAGUGUCAACCAAGUACAUGGAACAAAAAAAAAUAAAAUCCCUGGUCAAGUGUUGAAGUUGUAAUUUCGUUUCUUAAAAUUCAAUUGAGCACUUGAAAGUGUCAACCAAGUACAUGAAAAAAAAAAAAACCCUGGUCAAGCAGUGAUAAUCCAAAUAUCAGAUUAGAUCAUAAACCUUUGGAUCCGAAACUCUCAAUCUAGUACUUGACCAAACCAAGUUUCGAGUUAUGUAACCUCUUGAGAGAUUUUCAGCACCUUACCUUGUGUUUAAUUAUGGUUGGACCAGAGGAUUAAAGAAAGAGGGAAGAGAGAGAUGAAAGAAAGAGAAAAUACAAUGUGAAGUGCAAUCAUGAGGUAUAUUGCCUUUAUUUGAUCGAUCAAUG
Molecule: messenger RNA, 1525 nt
Organism: Magnolia sinica
Lineage: Eukaryota; Viridiplantae; Streptophyta; Magnoliopsida; Magnoliales; Magnoliaceae
Product: pre-mRNA-splicing factor SLU7-A-like
Exons: 3
Coding region: 751-1059 (102 amino acids)
Source: RefSeq, a predicted model, not a curated record